AUGUUUAGCUACACGAAUGAGCCACUGGACAACUGUAAUCUGAAAUCUUUCCCGUACUCUACAUAUCGUUAUGGCUGGCUGGAGCAGUUUCGGGCAGUUGAAGGAGUUGUUAUUGCAAACCUUCCCAGUUCUGCAGAGGAUAUCGUAUCUGUGAAGCGUUUCGAUGACGAUGGCGCAAUAUUCAUUAUUUAUUCCGAUGCCACUUUGAAUAGGAUAGCGAUCGAAACGCACCACACGCAAUUCUCACCGCUAUGGUCGAUGCAACUGCUUCACGAGGAAGCCCAUGAGUAUCUCAGAUACUAUUUUGCAAUCGAUUCGUCACAGAAGCGCCUUUUCUUUGUACAGAAUAAUGAAGUGAAAUAUGCAGAAUUAUCUUGUUCAUAUUUUUACGACAGCUGUGAUUCCAUGGAAAUAACGGGUUGGUCCGAUCCAAUGCAGUGCCGUUGGUGUGCAAUGAAAAAUGGCUCUGGAUAUGCUUUCUCGCUUGAACAUGGCGGCACAUGUCAGCAUUAUUUAGUUGAAAAACUUUGUGCGCCGUAUAUUGAGCAUGUAAGCUUCCUUUGUUUAUGUUAG
Gongylonema pulchrum is the source of this 573-nucleotide messenger RNA. Lineage: Eukaryota; Metazoa; Nematoda; Chromadorea; Rhabditida; Gongylonematidae. The record is from the annotation of a GenBank genome assembly.